This is a messenger RNA of Ceratotherium simum simum (southern white rhinoceros), 3288 nucleotides long. The record is from RefSeq and is a predicted model, not a curated record. Lineage: Eukaryota; Metazoa; Chordata; Mammalia; Perissodactyla; Rhinocerotidae.
UACCCGCGGCCAAUAGGCGAGAGACUUGUUGUUUCCUGGCAGAGCGGGGUCCCGGCACCGCGGCGUUCGGCGCUCGGGUUUUGUUUGGGUCCUGGGUGGAGGGCCGGGUGCCGGGGCCCGAGGUGGCGCCUCGCUAGCGGGAGAGGGAGCGGGAUCACCGGCCCGGAGAGAGCUCUCAGGGCCAGAGUGGGGCAGGAGGAUGCUUUCCCAGCCCCACCAUGGAGCUGCGCUGUGGGGGAUUGCUGUUCAGUUCUCGCUUUGAUUCAGGGAACCUAGCCCACGUGGAGAAGGUGGAAUCUGUGUCUAAUGAUGGGGAAGGAGUGGCAGGUGGGGCAUCAGCCCCGACCAGCAGCAUUGCCUCUUCCCCUGACUACGAGUUCAACGUGUGGACCCGACCAGACUGUGCUGAAACGGAAUUUGAGAAUGGGAACAGGUCAUGGUUCUACUUCAGUGUCCGGGGAGGAACUCCAGGGAAACUCAUCAAGAUCAACAUUAUGAACAUGAACAAGCAAAGCAAGCUGUAUUCCCAGGGCAUGGCCCCCUUUGUGCGCACACUGCCCACCCGGCCACGCUGGGAACGCAUUCGAGACCGGCCCACCUUUGAGAUGACAGAGACGCAGUUUGUGUUGUCGUUUGUUCACCGUUUCGUGGAGGGCCGUGGGGCCACCACCUUCUUCGCCUUCUGCUACCCCUUCUCCUACCAUGACUGCCAGGAUUUGCUAAACCAGCUAGACCAACGCUUUCUGGAGAACCACCCUACCCAUAGCAGCCCCCGGGAUACCAUCUAUUACCACCGGGAGAUCCUUUGCUAUUCUCUGGAUGGACUUCGUGUGGAUCUGCUAACAAUCAGUUCCUGCCAUGGGCUUCGAGAAGAUCGAGAGCCCCGUCUCGAGCAGCUGUUUCCUGAUACCGGCACCCCCCGACCAUUCUGUUUCACAGGCAAGAGGAUAUUCUUUCUAAGCAGUAGGGUUCACCCUGGGGAGACACCAUCUAGCUUUGUCUUCAAUGGCUUUCUGGACUUCAUCCUUCGACCUGAUGACCCCCGGGCCCAAACCCUACGUCGUCUCUUUGUCUUUAAGCUGAUUCCUAUGUUGAACCCUGAUGGUGUGGUCCGGGGCCACUACCGCACAGACUCUCGUGGAGUGAACCUGAACCGGCAGUACCUGAAGCCUGAUGCGGUUCUGCACCCGGCCAUCUACGGGGCUAAAGCUGUGCUUCUUUACCACCACGUGCACUCCCGGCUGAACUUCCAGAGUCCCUCUGAGCACCAGCACAGUCCUCAUCUCCCUCCUGAUGCUCCCCUCUCUGAUCUUGAGAAAGCUAACAAUCUCCAAAAUGAAGGUCACCUUGGGCAUGCAUCUGACAGGGAUAACCCUAAGGUGUGGACACAGACUGAGCCAGCAGAACAGAAGCCCAACAGGGUGUGGAUUAUGCCACAACAGUCCCCUGAGGUUGAGCAGCCAGCCCCUGACACCAUCCCACCCAGAGAGAGUGGUGUUGCCUACUAUGUGGAUCUGCAUGGACAUGCUUCCAAAAGGGGCUGCUUCAUGUAUGGAAACAGCUUUAGUGAUGAGAGCACCCAGGUGGAAAAUAUGCUGUAUCCAAAGCUCAUCUCCUUGAACUCAGCCCACUUUGACUUCCAGGGCUGCAAUUUCUCAGAGAAGAACAUGUAUGCCCGAGACCGCAGAGAUGGCCAGUCUAAGGAGGGAAGCGGCCGGGUUGCAAUCUACAAAGCCUCAGGGAUAAUCCACAGCUACACACUUGAAUGCAACUACAACACUGGACGCUCGGUAAACAGCAUCCCUGCCGCCUGCCAUGACAACGGGCGUGCCAGCCCCCCUCCCCCGCCGGCUUUCCCCUCCAGAUACACUGUGGAACUGUUUGAGCAGGUGGGACGCGCUAUGGCCAUUGCAGCUCUGGACAUGGCAGAAUGCAAUCCAUGGCCCCGAAUUGUGCUGUCAGAGCACAGCAGCCUCACGAACCUCCGGGCCUGGAUGCUAAAACAUGUGCGCAGCAGCCGAGGCCUGAGCAGCACUGCGAAUGUGGGUGUCAACAAGAAGAGAGGCUCUCAAACUCCACCCAAAAGUAACAAUGGAUUGCCUGUCUCCUGCUCUGAAAAUACCUUGAGCCGCGCCCGAAGUUUUAGCACUGGCACAAGUGCUGGUGGUAGCAGCAGCAGCCAACAAAAUUCUCCACAGAUGAAGAACUCCCCCAGCUUUCCUUUUCAUGGCAGUCGGCCUGCAGGGCUGCCAGGCCUGGGCUCUAGCACCCAAAAGGUCAGCCACCGGGUGCUGGGCCCUGUCAGAGAGCCCCGAAGCCAGGACAGGAGACGGCGGCAACAGCCACUGACCCAUCGCCCUACUUCAAGCAGCCUGGCCCCAUCCCCAACUCCUGCUAGUUCUAGCCCAGCCUCCUCACGCAACAUGGGCUCCUGCCUACUGCCCAACUCACUCAGCAUAUCAGGGAGCAGUUGCUCACUCUUAUCCUCAGGGGACAAGCCUGAGGCUGUCAUGGUGAUUGGGAAAGGUCUGCUAGGGACUGGACCUCGCAGUCCCUGUUUCAGGACCCGACUGCAGACCUGCCUGAGGAGAGUUCCUGCCAGGAGGGGUCCCGGAUUCCCCAGGCUAGGCCCAGGUUGGGCCAGGGCUCACCGCCGACUUGCAGAGGGAUGAGAGGCUCUUCAGGCCCCACAUCCCCUAUCCCCUGGACCAGGGAGAGCAGUAAGCUGGAGCCGGGACCCUGCUCUGCACCAGGGCUGCCUCAGGCUGGGCCCCCACGGCCCCGCUCUGCCCCUGCCUUUUUUCCUAUUUCCUGUAGUCUCUCUAACUCCCAGUCCUGGAUUUGUUACAGCGGGGGGCCCCUGGGCCAUCCUGAGGUUUGUUUUGUCCCUAAAUCUCCCCCCUCACUGUUUCUCCCCGGGUCUGAUGCCUUGACCUUCAUGCCCAGGAUAUAACCCCAAGAUGGGGAACACAGUGAGAAAUGUGCUAGUCCCCUCCUUCAGCUGCUGAUUCCAUGUGACAACCAUAACUCCUUGGAAUGCCAACCACACUGUUCUGAGGCAUCGCAGAGCAUCACCUUGAGAAAGGACAAAGCAGGGACCUGCCACCCCUUCCCUCCCUCCACAGCACAAGAUUUUGGGACCACAAAAAGAAAAAUCUAUAUUUUUAUACUGGGGGGAGGGAGUAGAAAAGAAAGCAGCCCCUGUGCUGGGCCCUACUCAGUGGCAGCUUCUUGUUCCAUAGGGUUAAGGAAGACUUUGAGGAAAUAAAAGUUGUUUGGAAAAAUCCA